Leucoraja erinaceus (little skate) is the source of this 3582-nucleotide messenger RNA. It is a transcript of the gene slc35d1a, whose product is annotated as solute carrier family 35 member D1a. The record is from RefSeq and is a predicted model, not a curated record. The coding region runs from base 494 to 1318 and encodes 274 amino acids. The transcript is spliced from 13 exons. NCBI's taxonomy places the organism in Eukaryota, Metazoa, Chordata, Chondrichthyes, Rajiformes, Rajidae. Gene Ontology annotation, cellular component: Golgi apparatus. Gene Ontology annotation, molecular function: antiporter activity; GDP-fucose transmembrane transporter activity.
CGCGGAAUGCUUGAAACAAGAAUUGCAUCUGAUUUAAUCGUCAUGUUCUCUGCACUAAUUCCAAUUAAAGACAUACUGCUGCCGGAUCCGCAUGCAAAAUUAUGCUGACCAGGGUGUAUUUUAAACGCUUUAGGGUAUCUUUUCUUCUAACCAUUUUUUAUUUAUACACUGACAUUUUGCUAAAUGCUACCUUUUUUAAUUGUUUCAAUCAAACAUAUAAAUCCCGUUAAUAUUUGCAUUUUUAUUUACUUGGGAACGAUCUUAGGUUUCACGCCUUUUACUGUGUACGGAUGCUGAAGUUAAAUUCUAUUUUUUGCAUGUUUUUGAAUUGCAGUAAAACGUGCAGCUUUGUUUUACAUGUGUAUUUUUUUUAUGUGAAAGCUUUGUAUUCGAAAAACAGUUGAGGGUAUUUUUCUCCUCUUUUGAGAUGAUUAUUCGUGGCUGAACUAAAAUAAUCAGAUUCCCUUCAAUAAUAUUUGUGGGGCUUGGGCAGAUGUUGGCAACAGUGACCCUGCUGUGGGUGGGUAAGGCAUGCAGGGUGGUAAAGUAUCCUGACCUCGACUACAGUAUGCCUCGAAAGGUUUUUCCACUACCUCUCUUGUACUUGGGUAACCAAAUGACAGGACUUCUUGGCACUAAGAAACUGAACCUCCCAAUGUUUACAGUCCUAAGGAGGUUUUCUAUUCUAUUUACAAUGAUAGCGGAAGGCAUAUUGCUCAAUAAGAGUUUCACUCGAUCUAUUCAGAUGACAGUAUUUGCAAUGUUGCUUGGUGCAAUAAUUGCUGCCAGUUCUGACAUGGCAUUUGAUUCUUUGGGAUAUGGAUACAUUCUUACAAAUGAUGUACUAACAGCUGCCAAUGGAGCUUAUGUAAAACAGAAAUUGGAGUCAAAAGAGCUGGGAAAAUAUGGACUGCUUUAUUACAAUGCCCUCUUUAUGAUUUUGCCUUCUUUGGCCAUCGCCUAUUUCACAGGAGAUCUACAGAGGGCAAUUGAUUUUGAAGGCUGGUCAAAUGGAAUGUUUGUUUUCCAGUAUCUGGUGUCCUGCAUAAUGGGAUUUGUUCUCAUGUACUCUACAGUUCUGUGCACACAGUAUAAUUCUGCUCUUACCACCACCAUCGUUGGCUGUGUUAAGAAUAUUUUGGUGACUUAUAUUGGAAUGUUUCUUGGUGGAGACUAUAUAUUCACAUGGACUAACUUCAUUGGUUUAAAUAUCAGCAUUGCUGGAAGUUUGGUAUAUUCCUAUAUUACAUUCACAGAGGAGCAGUCAACCAAGACACCCAGCAGCAACACUGAAACCAAGGGAAAAAUUGCUGUUUGAGCAGAGCAUCUCGAUUAACAUUUUUGUUCCUUUUAAUUUCUUUAAGAAAGGUAUCUAUGACUAUAGAUUAAUGUAAUUAUAUGCUGUUUUAAUUUUGGUACAAGUUUGUUACAAUGUUGAUAGACCAAAUAAAGCCAAACUAGUACAAAAUGGCCCAUUUUUAAUGUGCUACAGUUUGGUUUUAAAACAUUAUACAUUCCCCUACAGGUUCUAUUUUGUCUCGGCCCCAAAGUUCCCAAUAGAUAUCUCCACUGGGGCAUCUUAAUCUGUUUUUACAAUAUUUAUUGUUUGUCUGUUUGCACCUCUUUUUAAGAACAGCGAAAGAACAGUACAAUAAUCUGGCAAUCUUAGAGGUAGAUAAUAUGUUCUGCUUACAAUGGUUUUAAUUAAAUGAUGACUGAAUUGUAGAACUACCAAUUUUGAUAACACUUUUAAGUGGAGGAAGUCAGAGUACCGAUAGUUUUUGGCAUCGAUUUAAAAUUUGUACUUGUGGAUUGAGAGGCUGAGGAUAUCUUGGAGCAUUGGGUGCAAGCCAACUAUCUCAUGCACUGUGGCUACCAAAUUUGGUCCAUGAACAGAUAUCUUGUAUUCAAUGAAUCAGAUAUUUGUAAGUAAACAAUCUUGUUCGUUUACAGAAAGAAAUGUUGCAGUAAAGUGUGGGAUAAUUUUCUAGGUUUCAAAUGGUAGAAACUGACUUUGGGGAGCAAGAAUGUUGUUGACAUAAAUAUCUUAUUGGUACACCUUCUGCUGAAAUUCCCAGAAAUAGCUUUGCUAAGUACUACAUUUAACAAUGCAGUUCAGAUAAUCAUAACAUCACAAGGGUAGUUUUAGUGGAGAAUUGUUUUUUCAAAAUAAAUUUAGUGCUGCGUUUGAACUGCCUUUUUUUAAUUAAAUAUUUUGAAAUCUGAAAAAAUCUGUCAAACAAUUUAAUGAGUGUUGCACAAGCGAGUUGUGUUAAACACAACUGAAUUGUAAGAACAGUUUUGGAACUAACAUUUUUAACAUUAAAGCAAAGCUAUUUAAAAAAUGAAUAGGUGGUGUUUCGGGUUGGGACCCUUCAAAAAAUUGUUUGAUGCUUUCUAAGUCUGCUAAACAAUUGAUAAAAUUGGAAGAUUAGAAAAUGUUGGUUCACAUUAAACCUCUUGGCCCAUUCAGUUGUAACUUUUCAUGAAAUAUUUAAAUUUACUUCAAACAACUCAUUCAGUACCUGGAUGAACCAAAGUAUUUAAUAAUUAAUUGUUCUGUACUUCUGACAGGUUGCUUAAAUCUACUGUGUGUUUGUGACAACUUCAUAACAUUUUUAAAUAUAAUGUAUGUGGAAUAUAAAGCUUGUAGGAAAAAGUAUGAAUAUGAGGAAUCAAGGAGACAGUUACAUUUGUAAUGUAUGUACAGGUGCACAACCUUUUAUCCGGUGUUCCGGAAACCGAAAAACUCCGAAAACCGGCCAUUUUUUCCAGGAUGUCGUCUGCACACCAAAGCUCGCGUUUGGGGUCAAACUUGACCCGAAACGACCCACGGUCAACCCAGGCAGUCGCUCCAGACUUUUCAAGCCACCUGCGCUACCUACCUAAUCUACGCUAAAAAUCUUCCAUUCGGCAAUCCGAAAAUGUCCGAAAUCCGACAAGUGUCUGGUCCCAAGGCUUUCGGAUAAAAGGUUGUGCACCUGUAUAAGUUUUAAUGAGCAUUUUUAAAUGUUCAAUUUCCGAAAUGCAUAUUGUCAGAAUAUGGCAUUUGUAAAUCAUGUAUGUAAUAAGAAGUAUUGAAAUCGUGAGAUCAAUUGAAAAUCAAUUAGUUAAGUCUACAUUAUGGAAAUAAGAAACGACACCGUCCAGAAUAAUUAACACUUGCUAAAUUGUAGUACCAUUUUGCUUUUGUUCAGCACUAAAUCUCUAUUUAACGUUGCAACAAGGUUUCCUUUAUAUUUCUGCAUUGUCAGCUAAGUGGUUUAGUGAUUUUCAAAAUGCUUUUAGUACUGAAAAUAUGGUGAUCAGUAAACAUGUAUAGUUUAAUGUAAGUAAACACUGAAGUGCCUAGUCAUUGAAUUAUUUUUUUAAUAUUUGGGUAUUUGUAAUGUGGAUGCAUUUGGAAAAUCUAGAUUUUCUUAAAUUAAUUACUACCGAUGAUGUAUUGCUUGUGCAAUUUCCCAUAAUGUAUAAAGGACGUGUUCUACUUUGUUUUUAAUAGUUGUACUUCAUCCUUUCAUUGAAUGAAAUUUGGAUUUGAAAAAUAUUUUGUAACAAAUACAGCUUUUUUUUUUAAACUAA